Messenger RNA from Diachasmimorpha longicaudata, 836 nucleotides. RefSeq lists its product as uncharacterized. The record is from RefSeq and is a predicted model, not a curated record. The coding region runs from base 103 to 747 and encodes 214 amino acids. Lineage: Eukaryota; Metazoa; Arthropoda; Insecta; Hymenoptera; Braconidae. The transcript has 3 exons.
UCUCGUCGUCAGAGAUUGGAACUACAUAAAGAGCGAGCCCUGCCAAGCCACUGCAGAGAGGAAAUCUCCAGUGUCCAAGUGUUCCCUGAAGUCACGUAAAUCAUGAAGAUCGUAUUGAUCUCUGCACUUUUCUUCGGAAUUUGUCAGGCAUCUUCCCACAACCUUCCAGGUUUUCUUCCGACCUUUAUAGGUCCCCUUCCAGCUGCUGAUGAAAGACCUCAAAAAGUGGAUGCAACCAUUACGAAUAGAAAUGUGAACGUAGUGGUGACGGUUGAUCCAAAGACUGUGGCAAGUGAAUUGAUGAAACUUCUUGAAGCGAGAGCGGGUAAGCAUCAAGGGAGAAGAGCCCUAGACGCCUACCAAACAGUGUUGGACAUUGAGAAGGCGAUAACACCCCUUCUGGCUCCAGCGAGGCGUGCGAACUCCCUGUCACCGUUUGAGACAGCCUAUGCCCUAGAUCACAUCGCAAGACGGACUAUCACAAAGGACGGAUCAAAGCCACCAACGAUUGAGGAGGAGAUCGCGACACGAGAUGUCGUAGCCGAUAUGAUGAAGACCCUGAGGAGCUUGACGGAGGGGGAGUCUGAGAAGAAGCAGCACGAGGCGGGUCCAAUCGCAUCGAGAACACUCGGCGAUACUCAGGACUUUGGACACAUUAAAAGGUCAGAGGCCAAGGAGAACGACGAUGACUUCAUCAUUCUGGAGCUUGAGGUUUCUAAAGCUGGACUGAAAAACGCAUUAGCGUGAAUAAUAUCGAAUGAUUGUCUGAUAACUGCGGGAAAGUCGAAUUUUGUUUUUCGAUCUGGAAGAGAAAAUAAAUGGGGGAUGAUGGGGUA